UUCUUCUUCUUCCUCAUUGAUUCUAUUCGCCGGCUCUCUUCUUCUUUGGAGGUGGGUCAUCCAUGGCUUCUCUCAAGCAAGCUCAGACUUAUGGGGGGAAAGGUUCUUCAGUUAGUUCUUCUAGCUUCCCAAUCUCUUUAUGAAUAUGAGCUCUCUGGACCUUAUAUAUUUCAACAGCUCAAUUUGUAUGAAGGCUUAGCCAGUCUGUAUUGCUGCUGUUUAUUUGCCAGUUCAUUUGAUCAAGAGGAGGAAUGCAGGGCACAGCCAGACUAUAUUGCUGCUUUUGAUUUGCCAUUGGAAGAUUUGAUCAAGAGGAUGAAUGCGGGGUCAGCAUUCUAUAUUUCUGCUUUGCCAUCUCAAUUUGUAUGGAAGUGGAAAGGUUUUAUCAAGAGGAGGAAUACAGGCUUAGCCAGUCUGUAUUGCUGCUGUUUAUUUGCCAGCUCAUUUGAUCAAGAGGAGGAAUGCGGGGCUCAGCCAGACUAUAUUGCUGCUUUUGAUUUGUCAUCUAGCGAUGACUUCGAGAGUGCUUCAGAACAGUUACUCUAGCAUCGAUGUUGUUGAUCUGGAGACAAGUUUGUUACAUUUUCACCGAAGAUUGACGUACAUUCUUCCUUUUUCUAUUUUUUCCACGCUACAACUAUUUAUCCACUAUAGACGUUGUAUGAGACCGGAAGGUAGUAAUCGAGUUAUCCACUGUAGACGUUAGAUGAGAGCGAGUUAUCCACUGUAGAUG
Molecule: messenger RNA, 733 nt
Organism: Impatiens glandulifera
Lineage: Eukaryota; Viridiplantae; Streptophyta; Magnoliopsida; Ericales; Balsaminaceae
Exons: 7
Coding region: 91-546 (151 amino acids)
Source: RefSeq, a predicted model, not a curated record